Molecule: messenger RNA, 432 nt
Organism: Saccoglossus kowalevskii
Lineage: Eukaryota; Metazoa; Hemichordata; Enteropneusta; Harrimaniidae
Product: glutathione S-transferase Mu 4-like
Biological process (GO): glutathione metabolic process
Molecular function (GO): glutathione transferase activity
Source: RefSeq, a predicted model, not a curated record
UUCUGAAAAGGAAAUUGUGAAAGUUGACAUUAUGGCUGAACAGUCGAUGGAUCUGCGUAACUAUAUGGUUCGUCAUUUCUACAAUCCUAAAUGGGAAGAGAUGAAAUACAAUUUUUUGAAGACCAUAGAUGAGAUGCUUGCAGCUUUUUCUAAAUUUCUUGGUGAUAACGAUUGGUAUGCAGGAAAAAAUAUCACAUUCGUUGACUUCGUAAUGUACGAAUUAGUUGAUCAACUUCUUUACGUUGAUCCCAAAGUUUUGGAUAAGUACAACAACUUGAAGGCAUUCCAGAGCCGUUUUGAGACAUUACCAAAGAUUGAUGCUUACAUGAAGUCUGACCGUUUUAUGAAGAACCCUUUAAAUAACCCAACAGCUUUUUUCGGGAUGAAUUGACAAGUGUAGAAAAAUGUAUUUCAAUAAAUGUUUAAAUCGUG